CUAUAAGGUAAAAACUUCUGUUAACUUUAACGUUAAAAAAUGAGUUAUUAAUUAUGUUUAUGUUCAUAGAAAAGAACUUGGGCUUGUAAAGAACAAUUACAACUGGUAGCUGUGCGUUUCAGCUGUCAUGCAGGUAAUACCACCAAGCCACCACAAUGAGGAGACAGGAGAACCAGCCAGCCAGGCCAACAGGCAGCCUGUCUGUGCCGCUCUUUAACCAGAAAAAAAGAAACAGAGUUCCUUUGACAUCUACUCCCUCUGAGAAUGAGUUCUUCUCUCACAGUGAAUACAUGGCCAGCACCAGCACCAUCUCAGCUACAUCUCAUGGCACAUCAGGUACCUAUGGAUGUUACCAGGCCUCAGCUCCGUCCUCUGGUGCUCCACAAAUCCUCCAGUGGAACAGGCAGGGCAUCCAACAGCCUACUCCUCCACAGCAGUAUGGCAGCAACAGACCUGCUCCUGGACCUGCCCCUGCAGUGAGAACCUAUACACCCCUACCACAUCCAUACAAAGCUGGAGGCACAAGCGCUAAAAUGGGACAGCCCAGCAACCCAGUGAGACAACAGAAUUUCAGCCCCAGUGUUAACUCCACGCAGAGCAAAUAUCAAGCCCCACACAUCAGCGAGAGUGCACAGAUCAAGCCAACACCCCAUACUGGGUUCUCUCAGAUGGGUCAGCAGUCAUCUUACAGACAGCCCAAUCCCACACAUCAGUAUUCCCAGCAGCAGCCCAGACCUUUGCCUGCACCUGUCCCACCACCCCCCAGCAGGCCCUCUGCUCGUGCAACGCCGCCACAAAACAACUCCUGGAAGUUUACUAACAGCUUUGGGCUGCAGAAAUCCCCCUUUGAGGGAAACAAGAGCACAAAUCCACCUCAGGCUGUGCAACAAACUCAGCAGGUGAGAUUUCCAAUGAAGCCAGCCGUUGAAAACUCACUGAGAAUCCUGACUUCAGUUAUUGCUGGCAUGAGACACUGGAGCCAGUUCAAAGACAAAGUCCCAUACAUGUUUGAGCUAUUCGCUACUCUGGACUCUGCGGUCACACUGGGUCGCCACGGAGCCAAGAACUUCCUCAUGAGAGACGGGAAGGACGUUGUGCCGUGUAUCUUCUAUGAAAAUGAGCAGGAGCUGCCCCGUCUCAUCCGUGGUCAAGUCCAUCGCUGUGUGGGAAACUAUGACCGCAGCAGGGAUGUCCUGAUGUGUGUGUCCGUCAGACCCGGCCUGCCCUCGGAGCUGAGGAACGCUCAGGAGGCUGUCAAAGCCUGCGACGCAGAAAUGAGAGCGCUGGCCAAAUUACUCAGUGAAGUCUGAGCAUGAGUAGGUAUCUACAGCAGCACAAGACUGAUAGUACAGAAAGUACACCAGUAUUUGAUGAGAGUGAAUGAGAGCCAAGCUUAUAUAGUAAUAGAUAACUCUUGUUAUGGGUAGAUGUUUAAAGUAUUAUUAAAGUGUUUGACCUGUAGAGGGCGCUGUUGCGCAGUUGUACUGAAAUUUAACAGUUGAACUCACUAGCAUGUUCUGGCGUUUUUUUGUAUUUGAAAGAAAUAUAUAAAGAGUUGUUUCGUUUUAACGGAAA
Molecule: messenger RNA, 1575 nt
Organism: Sebastes umbrosus (honeycomb rockfish)
Lineage: Eukaryota; Metazoa; Chordata; Actinopteri; Perciformes; Sebastidae
Product: spermatogenesis-associated protein 22
Exons: 8
Coding region: 156-1310 (384 amino acids)
Biological process (GO): meiotic DNA repair synthesis; regulation of meiotic cell cycle; homologous chromosome pairing at meiosis
Source: RefSeq, a predicted model, not a curated record